CUGGAGCCGUACGCUCGUGUCCACUCCAGUGCUCUUUUUUGUUGUUUUUUUCUUUUUACCGCGAAGCCCCUCGGCCGGGUCCUCCCGCCCGCUCCCGCGCAGAGCGAGCCUCCUCCCGUCCCGCGCGAAGCAGCCCCGGCCGGAGCGGCGAUGCGCCUCAUUCAGAACAUGUGCACCAUCGCCGAGUACCCCGCUGCGGGCAGCGCCGCCGCUGCAGAUUACUGCCUGGGGGCGGCGGGCCGCCGGCUGGUCAAGAUCGCCGUGGUGGGGGCCAGCGGCGUGGGCAAGACCGCUCUGGUGGUUCGGUUCCUCACCAAACGAUUCAUUGGUGACUACGAAAGAAAUGCAGGUAAUCUCUAUACCAGACAGGUCCAAAUAGAAGGUGAAACACUGGCUAUUCAGGUUCAAGACACUCCAGGUAUUCAGGUCCACGAGAAUGGCUUGAGCUGCAACGAACAGCUGAAUAGGUGCAUCCGCUGGGCAGAUGCUGUGGUAAUCGUUUUCUCCAUCACCGACUACAAGAGCUAUGAACUCAUUGGCCAGCUUCACCAGCACGUCCAGCAGCUACACCUGGGCACGCGGCUGCCCGUGGUGGUCGUGGCCAACAAAGCUGACCUGUUGCACAUCAAGCAGGUGGACCCUCAGCUUGGACUACAGCUGGCCAGCAUGCUGGGCUGCUCAUUCUAUGAAGUGUCCGUCAGUGAAAAUUACAACGACGUCUACAACGCUUUCCACGUCCUGUGCAAAGAAGUGAGUCACAAGCAGCCGCCAAGCAGCACGCCAGAGAAGCGGAGGACCUCCCUCAUCCCCAGGCCCAAGUCGCCUAACAUGCAGGACCUGAAGAGGAGGUUCAAGCAAGCCCUCUCUGCCAAAGUGAGGACUGUCACCUCCGUCUGAAGCAGAGGCACUCAGGGGGGUUUGGUCUCCCGGGAAGAGAGUCUGAGGUUCUUCCAGUGCAGGAACGUUGAACGCUGGCAGGAAUUCGUGGUUCCAGAAAGGGCUGGCGCAGGGAGGCCAGAAGGGCCUGUGGAACUGGCAGAAAAGGAAGCAUUGUUCUGAGCAGGGGACAGACUUGAUGAGGCUCGAAGGAGCCCACAGAGCCACUCUCUGAAUAUGUGAAAUGUACUCCAUGUCUUUUCCUGUGGAGGGGGAGGGGACAUAAUCACUUUGGAUUUUGUCCUUAACUAUCUUAUUAAUGGUGCUCAGUUGUAGUUUCACCAAAUCUAUUGAUGUGAUUUACAGUGGGUCUGAAAGAAUAGAUCCAGCUCUCGCGGGCUUUCCUUUCUUCCUUCUUCCCUCUUUCUCCCCCAGCCCUCCUCCCGCCCAAGGAAGAGUUGUUCUUCUCUUACAAGGAAGAUUUGCACCCCUGGAACACGCUCUUCCUUAUAGGAUGCCUUUCUAACGUGAGGGGACCCAGAUUUCUUUUUUAAAGAACAAAGAGGAAAAUAUUCCCCAUCCCCUCAAAAAGGGUGGAGUUUAUGGGCCAAAAUGUGUACCCCAACAUCUGUAAGCUUGUAUGGCCAGACACAGGGAGGGUGCUUAGUUGGACCUGUGUUGAGUGGUUGAGAAUUCAAACUCUUCAGCCCCAAACUUUGAGUGGUUUGUGAGACUGUAUAAUUUUCUUGGAAAAAAAAAACUGUUACACUAGGUACAGGAAAAAAAAAAAUGUGUCCAUUGAAUUUGGUGUAAUUUGUGUACAUGGCUUAUGGCAAUGACUCUGGGCUGUUUCCCAGGCCUGGUUGAGUCAUGGCUUAAAUACCAAAACACUAUCUUACAGCGAGUG
This is a messenger RNA of Molossus molossus (Pallas's mastiff bat), 1783 nucleotides long. It is a transcript of the gene RASL11B, whose product is annotated as RAS like family 11 member B. Lineage: Eukaryota; Metazoa; Chordata; Mammalia; Chiroptera; Molossidae. The record is from RefSeq and is a predicted model, not a curated record. Gene Ontology annotation, molecular function: GTP binding; GTPase activity. The transcript has 4 exons. Bases 151 to 897 code for a protein of 248 amino acids.